GCAAGCUGAGUUCAAUAGAUUUAAGGAUGAGGUAAAAUUUCCUCAUUGGCGGAUCAUUUAAAUGACUGGCUUACUCACUCCCAAACUCAUCUUUCCAGUUUGGUUUUCCUUGUUUUGGCAUCUUCACCUGUAUUUCUUUGUUUAUUAUUUUUUAUCUUUGUGUUUUCAAUGUUUUUAUAAUAGUGAUUAAUUGUUUUUAAUUAUUUUAAUUACGAUGGGUUCGUCUAGUGGUGUAGCUCGUGGACAAUUGAGACCACAGUUUGCUGGUCGAAAUCCUCCAUUUAUUGUUGCUGGACUCUUCAUUGCUCUAGGACUUCUUGGUGUUAGCUACUACAGUUUAUCAACACAGUAUACAACUCUUCAAGCUCAGCUUGAGAAUUUAAUUAAAAGUGAAGAGCGAAGUAGAAUUGCUUUCCAAGAAAGAAAUAAAGAGAAUGAAUUGUUACAGAAAAAAGUUGAUCAGCUGAAAAAAGAAUUGAUCAAAAAAUCUAAUGAAGUAAAGAUUAAACAAAGUGAUCUACAGAAGCUUAAGAAUUCUCAGCAAUUGACUGAAAACAAUCUUGCAUCUGAAAGAAAUAGACUUGAAGCGGAGAACAAAGGUUUGAAUGAAAAGGCUGGUCAGCUGCAAAAAUCUAUAGAUAAUAUUCAUGCUGAGAAUAUCAGAUUAAAAAGUCAAUUAGAUAAUAUGGAAAAAGAAGCUAAUGAAAAGGCUACAAAAAUCGAACAAUUGAAUAGCAAAAUCAAUCAAUUGAAUGGCAAAGUACCUCCUGAAAAACCAGAAGAUAAAGACGCCGUUGAAGUGAAAACUGAUCCAGUGCCAUUAGAUCCUGGAGUUGGUGAUAUUGAUAGUCCAAAUGCUCCUGGUGAAGCUGCUAACAAAGCUGAUGGUAUUAAUUCUGCUGAAGUUAUUAAAGUAAAAGAUGAUCCAUCCUCUAUUGUCGCUAAUCCAGAAAAUCAAAAGGCAUCUUUGCCCAAACCAAAUUCAAUAGCUAAGCCCGAUGAAGCUGCUAGUGAAAUAGGAAUGGCUAACUUAGCUUAACAUUGGUGAUGUGUACUUUAAGUUCAAUAACCAUCAGUGACAUAACGACCUGUAAUUCCAUUAUUCUAGUGAUUCCCGAUUACUGAAAUAUUUCAGCAAAUCAACACUUACGACCAAUCAAUCAACCCAUUACUUUACCUAUGAACAGUAAUUCUCAUUUGUCAUUCUCAUGACUAAAGAUAUCAAUAAAUUUUUCAACAAGAAGAAUGUAAAUCAAACAGUGAUUAUUUAAAUAUCUCCAGUUGGAUCAACCUUUGUUGUUUGUCGCUUUUAAUGCUUGUAUUAGUUCAUUUGAGAGCGGAUUCGCAAAUUUUAUGGGAAAUUGGCACAUUUCGUUUAUUGUGUUCAAUAUUUUAUGGAGGCUAUUCGAUAGCAACUCAAUAGGAUAAACUUUGCUCAAAGUGAUUUUUGCCAGUAUCAUGAAUAUCUUUGAAAACGAAGAUACUAAUCAUGAAAUUGAUGUUGAAUUUUAAGCAGGAUUGGACAGUACGAGAAGACUGGACCCCUUAUAAUCGUGCUUUUGAACAAUAUUAGACAUUGAUAUUUUAAUACUAUGGAUCACAAUGACAGCUAAACUGAAGGAUUUUUCGGUUUCUUAACCUCUUCGAAAAUCAGUCAAAUUAAUUCAUUCAACUUCGUCUGAUGUAAAUACUUGAAAGUUGCUGAGUAUUUCGUUUCUCAGUCAACAAGCUUGUACGAAUGUAUUAGACAAAUUGCGAGGUUCAAGACAUUUCCGGUUAAUUUACAAAAAAAAAGUUUGAGUGACAAUAAGCGUGAUGACUAAGCUAAACUGGAAAAAAUUACAUUCAAAUCAGGUUAAUCCUUUUAUUUCAAUUCUUUCUUUCAAUGAAUCACUUUUCAUCAUCGCUAUCUUCUGUUUCUUCUCUCUGUUUUUCACUCAUUUCUGGUUCCUAAAAAUAAAAGAUGUUUCAAAUACAAGAGAGUCUUAAUUUUCGUAAUACUUGGAAGUUAGCAGUUUUAUAAAUAAAUUUUACUUCUAAGCAACUUUUUUCUCUGUUUUGUUCAGCAGUCAACAAAUAAGCAUCUUGAUGUUUUAUGUGCGCUUCCUCUCUUGCUCCUGGCUUAACUCAUAAUCAAAGUGUUAACAAGUUAAUUGCAUGGUUAUUCUUCUCUUGAUCACUAGACAUAUUAUUUGCCAUAGUUUAACGUGAAACCAAUUUCGACUAAAGAUACGUUUAUUAUUGUGAUUUUAGUAGUAAAUCAUCUUGGAUUACAACUGAAACCUUUUCAAAAGUACUUCUCGCCAUGGACAGAAUUAUCAUUGAAGUUGAGUCCAAUCUUCAAGAAAUCGAAAGAUUUUUUGCUUGUCUCGACAAAGUUUCCUCUCAUGUGUAUGGACUGAUUAAAACAGCAAUGGUCGAGGUAAGAGGAAGACUUGAUUGCCACUACCAAAUCGUCAAGUAUUUCUGGAGCAAUGAAGGUACCCGGAAAGAAGUUAUCAAAGCUGCUCAAAAUAGUUUAGGGAAUGUCCAAGUUCCUAAAGGUGAAGUUAUCCAUUACUUGGCCUCCAAGGAUUUAAGCGAUUUGGCUGAUCAAUUUUUCAAAACAUUUUCCAAGAUGGUUCAUCUGGUAGAGAACUUCAGACGAGUCAUGAGGCUCCGAGUUAUUGGCGGACCUGAAGCUGAUAAUCUUGAAAUGUAUCGACAAGUUGAUGAGAUAUUGAUGGCAUAUGGCUGAAAAUUGUACUAUAACUCUGGAUAUUGUUGAACUUACAGCUAGAGCAGUUUAUGACUUUCUUCUUGCCAUUCAUUCAUUCACCUUUUUCCAAGAAAUCUAAGAAUUCCAUAUGUAUAUUAUCACCUGAAUAAAAAAUAAAAGGAAAAACAAAAUGAGAA
This is a messenger RNA of Tetranychus urticae (two-spotted spider mite), 2895 nucleotides long. RefSeq lists its product as uncharacterized. The record is from RefSeq and is a predicted model, not a curated record. NCBI's taxonomy places the organism in Eukaryota, Metazoa, Arthropoda, Arachnida, Trombidiformes, Tetranychidae.